Megalobrama amblycephala (Wuchang bream) is the source of this 3179-nucleotide messenger RNA. It is a transcript of the gene scara3, whose product is annotated as scavenger receptor class A, member 3. Bases 369 to 2138 code for a protein of 589 amino acids. The record is from RefSeq and is a predicted model, not a curated record. The transcript has 7 exons. NCBI's taxonomy places the organism in Eukaryota, Metazoa, Chordata, Actinopteri, Cypriniformes, Xenocyprididae.
CCUUUCUCACACAGAAACAAUCACUCCCUCUCUCCGGCAUGUUUCCCAAAGCUGCACAUGGUUACUGUCCAAGGUAUUACUUUCCACUGGUUCUAUAGCAAAGAGGCAGCAUGUUAUAGAGGGGUCCUCUUGACACACCAUCUAUUGGAUGCUGCACCCACAAGAGUCCUCAACAUUGGAUUAGUCUGCAGAUUUAGUGAUUUAUAUCUUGUAAGCAAACCGGUAUUCUUCUUGAAUGAUGCUGUGGAUUCUGAUACGUCUUUGAAAUACAUCCCAAGUUUGAAUAAUCAGACAGGUGAAAUAUAUUUGGUCUCAAGUCUCCUCACUCAUCUUUACCAAACUGACCUGGGGUGUUUUACAGAAUCAACAUGAAAGAUAGCUAUUGUGGCUACGAGAACCAGCUUUUUAAUGAGGAGGACUUAACUGGAGAAGAAGAGGAAAUUCCUCCCUUGAGAGGAAGGGCAAGAGGAGGAUGUAUGAAAUGUCAGCAGACACAUUCUCUUCAGCUAGCUGUCAAAAUGCUCUAUGGCUUUUUAGCUUUGCUCAUUAUUGCAGUGGCUGUCUUGGCAUCCCUUGUCUUCAGGAGAGUUGACAGCUUAUCUGAAGAGGAAUUAUUUUAUCACAAACACAUUUCCAAAGUCCAGGAGAGUAUAAAAGAUAUCAGCACUGCAAACAACUAUUCCAACUGCUUAGAUGUUGCACAAUUCCAAGAGGAGAUUGCCAGACUAAAGAAAGAGUUUGAUGAGAUCCAGAAGAUGGUACUCAGUCAAAAGCAGCAGUUGGACCAGGCGACCCAAUCUCAGCAAAGUCUUACGCAAUCCAGCAACAGAAUGACAAGAGACCUCCAGGCCUUUGGAAUCCUCAUUAAGCGUAUAAACCAGUCUCUGGGCCAAUACAUGGAUCAGGUAACUGGCUGGCAGGUUGUCAUCAAUGAAACUGAUCAAGGGAUGAAAAACGUUCUUGAGGAUUCGUAUGAUUUGAAGGCCACAAUGCAACAAGUCAACACCACUGUUGCACUUAGUGCAUUGUGGAUAGGUGCUCUUCAGAGGAAGGCCGAAGAGGAGACCUUGGUGCUCCAAAAAAUUACAGCGGACUGGCAGAAUUACAGUAGAGUUUUAAGUGCCCUGAAAUCCAAUGCUAGCCUAACCAUGCAGACCGUGAGGGCUGUUCAAAGUGGGGUCUCUGCCACUCACCAGCGUAUCAGCAUGAGUUCAGAGAUGGUACAUGACCUCACUCUGCAAGUCAUGAACCUUCAGAUGCAACUGGACAAUGUCUCGUCUUACAUUGACGAACAUGAGGAGAACAUGCAUGACCAUCAGUACCACGCAAAGUACUACGAAAACCGAACCGGGGAACGAUUUGUAACAUUGGAUGCAAGAAUGAACUCCAUUGAAAUGGAGAUCGACACUGUUUCUUCCAGCAUCAAUGCAACCGUCAGCCAUGUUCAGAGCAUGUACAAGUAUAUCAACAUAGAGAGUUCCUCUUGCCAAUCCAGAUUGGGCAGUCACACGGAAGAUUUGCAGAACUUGAACAACACAGUCUUGCUUCUUCUUCACCUAGCCGACACUCUGAGAAUGCAGUACAUGAUGCUGAACGUACGCCUCGAAGCUGAUGUGAGGAACUUAUCACUGGUGAUGGAGGAGAUGAAGCUAGUAGACACCAGUCAUGCAAAGCUGAUCCAGAACUUCACUAUUCUGAAAGGUAUGCCUGGUCCACCAGGUCCAAAGGGAAACAGGGGAGAACCGGGAGCCAAAGGACCUCUAGGUGUAUCAGGACUGAAAGGAGACCGGGGAAUUGUAGGAAAUCGUGGACCUCAAGGAUUAAAGGGCACUAUGGGAAUUAAGGGGGAUCAAGGUGUGCAAGGAGCUUCUGGGAUGAAAGGUGGGCCAGGACUUAAAGGAGAAAAAGGAUCUUUAGGACAACCAGGGCCUCGUGGUGAAAAGGGACAGAAGGGUGAUAUGGGGGCUUCUGGGAAGGAUGGAAUUCCUGGCCCCAAAGGACCGGCAGGAAUACGGGGACAAGCUGGACUCCCAGGGGUACAUGGACCUCCUGGACCGGUAGGAAUGAAAGGCCCUGUAGGACCACCGGGGCCGCCUGGAACACCUGGACCACCAGGGGAGCCUGCCCAAAAGUCAUGAACAGAUAGACAUACAACUUAAAAAAACCCAAAUGGUGAUACACUGACUGCCUUUCUGGACAGAGCUACCAUCUUGCAGUAGAUGGUGGUAGACGUCGACUUGGAGGUCUCUCUCUAAACAAGACGAUGGUGGAACUCUUGGAAUCUUAGAGGCCCACAUACACAAUCCCCAAACAUGGAGCUUGCUCUGAACAACAAUACACUAUGUAUAGGCUUUCAACACACUUAGAAAAGAGCUCAUGCACAAUUCUAUAUAUGAGCCAUUUCACAACAAUCUUAUUUUAACAAUGGUUACAGAGCCAGGCUGCUAUGAAACCAUUAACUAUACUAAAUACCAUCCAUUAGACUCAACAAUUAUCCAGCAUCAGCAAUUGAAGACAGAUAAAUCAGAAACAAUUUAGACUUUAGCUUUUUAGGGAGUGUAUUUAGUAGUACAGCAACAUUUUCCAUUUUGUAUUUGCAUCAUAAUCCCAGAACAUUCAGAGCAGGUACUCUGAAACAUGAUUUUUAUUAUGAGUUCAAGUAGACCAAAUAUUUUCACUCAUCAAAGGUAGCAUAGAGCUCCGGAGGUUGACGUCACGCUAUCUAAACUCCGCCAUUUUGGCAGGCCAUCGGGAGAGCGCUAGAGCGGCUGUAGCAUUGGUAUUGAUAGUGGUUGAACAAUAAUUUAAAACCAGACAAGUUUAGACCUUACAAACCUUAAUAUUUCAACAUGCUGGGCAGAGCUGCUGUGCACCAGGAUGCCAGAACAGGCGGGGGAAAGCAAAGGGGAAAUCGUUUUAUCGUAUUCCUAAGGAUUCCGAUAGAUGGCUGAAAUGGUUCACUGCAAUAAAACGUGCUAACCAACACAACAAAACAACAGAUGGUUUUAUUUUUAUUUUAUCUCAGUGUUCCUAUAAGUGCUGUAUAAGGGUUUUUAUGUUUAAUAGUAACCCUAAAAUUACAUGAAAAAGUUUAAAAUGUGUUAAAGGGAUAGUUCACCCAAAAAUGAAAAUUUGAUGUUUAUCUGCUUACACCCAGUGCAUCCAAGAUGUAGGUGACU